This is a messenger RNA of Onthophagus taurus, 1961 nucleotides long. RefSeq names its product lethal (3) 04053. The record is from RefSeq and is a predicted model, not a curated record. Gene Ontology annotation, biological process: positive regulation of cilium assembly; regulation of cytokinesis; positive regulation of protein localization to cilium. Gene Ontology annotation, cellular component: centrosome; recycling endosome; midbody. NCBI's taxonomy places the organism in Eukaryota, Metazoa, Arthropoda, Insecta, Coleoptera, Scarabaeidae.
GAGUGUUUGUAACAACUUCGGACGUUUGAAACAAUUUUGACAUUUAAUAACCAGUUGAAGAAAAAAACAAACAGUCCCAAUCCGGAUAAUUCAUAAAUAAGUUUUUUUUUUAAUUAUAUUAUGGCUGAAGGCGAUGAUGGAUCGCCGGAUGGAAAACCGACGGUUUCACGCGGUCCCGAUGAAGAUUGCGACGAUAAUCCGGUGAGGUUAGAUGCGGGGGCCACUAAUGAACCCGCUAGAAACAUAGAAUCUCGGACGCACAGUACAAUUUUUAACGAUAUAGGAUCACAAAGUCCAACAACAGAUCCGCCAAAAAAAGAAGACAACCCGUUUUCGUUUAAACAUUUCCUUCGUAGCGGAAACUCUGCAUAUCACAACCAAGGUGCACGACCUAAAGUUUAUUGCGACGGUAGGCCGGUGACUUCUAUGCCAGAUUUAGAAAUUCAUAAUUCCCCUGUUGAUAAUAAUAAAACGAGGGUCCCACCGGAGUUUUCUUCUGCUUUGCCUGAUUUUGUGCAAGAUCAUUUGGUUGUGGAACAGUGUUAUUUAAACAAAAAUGGACCGACACGGAGUUACACUGAUAUGGGACUUCCCGAUUUUGCACCAUCGCGACCGCUCAAUUUAGAUUCUAGUCGUAAGGAGAGACGUAAUCACCCCGUACCGUUAGAUUUACCCGUUAGGCCUCCGACUGAGUUUCCACUUGACUUGCCUGUUAAUGAUAAUCAAAAUCAAUCGAGGAGUUGUGCCCCGGCUGGGGAGGUAGCCGUUUCGAAGAGUUUGCCGGAUUUUUUGGCUGAUGGAGCAGUUAGGACUCAAAAUGAUGAUACUAUAAGUGUACAAAGCCCGGAGAGAGAGGUGGAUAGAUGUAGACAAGAGCUUGAAAUUGCUAGGAGGCAAUUGGCGGAUGAACGAAGGAGGACUGAACAUUUACAACGACAGUUGGAUAUUGCCAGGAAUAAAGAAAAAGAUUAUACUCAAAGUUUAGGGAAGGCUUUAGAACAAGUUGAACAAAAUUUAGAUAUGAACACUAAACGCAUGGUUUCAUCAGAAAAUAUGGUGGUACAAUUACGGAAGGAAAUGAAAGGACUUUAUGCUGAGAUUACUAGGUUAAAAAGGGAAAAUUCUUUGUUGAGGUGUGAUGAAGGUGCAGCUGGAACUUCAUCAUCAAGUACACAUCAAAGCCGUCCGCAAGUGAAUGUUGCACGUGAUUUAAGGGUAGCUGCAAAUAGUGCUGAACAAAACUUAAGGCAAUUAUUAUCUGGAGUGGACAAUCUACGAAUGAUUGCAUCAACAUUAGAAAAUAUGUGCCGUAUUGAAGAAACAUCAGACCCAUUGCAGGAUUACGAUAGGGAUUCUGAUUCGGCAGGUCCAGCUUUAUAAAUUAUUCAUGCUGGAAUUUGUAAUUAAAUGUAUGGAUUUAACCAAAAAAGAAUCCAAUUAAUGAUUGAUAUUGCUUCAGCGUUACUGUACAUAUAUUUCGGUAGCGUUUUAAGUUUACCUUAAUUUUUUUUUAAUAGGAUAGGUUGUACAGAUGUGAUUGUAUUUAUAAUUUAAUAAAUAAGACCCAAUUUUAUUUAUAGCACAUAUAAUCAGUACACUAUGUUCCAUCACCUUUUUUUUUUGGUUUCUGUAAAACUAACGCAAAGUGGUUGUAUAAUAUAAAAAAAAGAAGUUAAAACGCUUGUUAUUCAGUCACUGUAUAAUUCAAAAAUUAAUGUACCAAUAUUAAGUCAUUUCGGUUUUUUAUAUUUGUAGAGAUGGUUUUUUAUACGAAGUGGUUUUGACGCAUGAAUUUUUGACUACUUACAAUGCUUGUUUUCUUUUUAUAAUGGGUAAAAGUGAUAAAAAAAGUUUUUGAGAUUAUGUUUUGCCUAAUAUUGUAAUAUUUAUAUGUGUAAAAAACAGAGAUUGGUAAUCAUUUAUAUUCCUAUGGUUUUAUUAAUAAAUUUUUAUUAAUUUUU